GAAAAGAAAAGUAGCGGCAGCAACCCGCGGCGGCGACGAGUAACCAACCAGGCCACGCCAUUGCCAAUCGCCCGAGCCGCCGAGCACCAAGGAGCCCUGCCUUGCCCAGCCACAGAGCCCUCCUCCUUCCCCGUCUCCCGCUGCGGGCUCUCUGAAUUCGGCGGUGGUUCAUUUGUCCGCUUCUUCUGAGCUCCUUCUCGGCGCCGCGCUAUGGAGGAGAUGGGAAAGCGGGCGGUGCGGACGGUGCGGGUGCGGAACAUCUCAGAUCUGGCGACGGAGCGGGAGGUGCGCGAGUUCUUCUCCUUUUCUGGCGAAAUCGAGCACGUCGACAUCAGAUUUGAUACAGUGUCGUCGGGGAGGACGGCCUACGUCACAUUCAAAGAUCCCAAGGCGCUCGAGAUUGCGCUUCUCCUGUCGGGAGCAACAAUUGUGGACCAAAUUGUGAACAUAACCCCUGCUGAAGAUUACAUCUACAUCCCUGUUACUGAACAACAACUUAUGGUCCAUGAGGUGACAAGUAGAAGUUCAGCUUCUAAUGCAGAAUUGGAGUACUCCUCAGAGGCCAAUGUCAGUCCCAAUAGCCGUGUCUAUGUGAGCAAGGCCCAUGAUGUCAUGACAAAUGUGAUUGCAAAGGGUUCAGCAAUGAGACAAGACGCAGUGAACAAGGCUAAAGCAUUUGAUGAGAAACAUCAAUUUAGGGCUAAUGCAUCAGCGAGGAUCAAUUCCUUUGAUAAACGUGUUGGCCUUUCGGAGAAGAUAAACAAUGGGAUAUCCGUUGUCAAUGAAAGGGUGAAAUCAGUAGACCAAAGAUUGCAUGUUUCUGAUAAAACAAUGGCUGCAUUGCUGGCUGCAGAGCGCAAGCUAAAUGAUACAGGCUCUGCUGUGAAAACCAACAGGUAUGUGUCUGCUGGAACAAGCUGGCUGAAUGGUGCUUUUAGCAAGGUCGCCAAGGCUGGUCAUGUUGCUGGCUCAAGAACCAGGGAGAAGUUCCAGUUGGCUGUGUCAAAUCUAACAGCCAAAGGCCCUGCUGUUGUUGCCUGAGGGGGAUGCUGGUUAUGGAAGCUCUCUUUCUGAGGAAAUUCUAUUGGAAGUCCCUGUGCAAAAGCAUUUCCUUUGAUUGUGUGGACAGUGUGGAAAAUAACUGUGUUUCAGUGUUAUCUUGUCUGUCUUUCCUUAGUUGCAGGCUGUUCGGUGAUUCUUUUGAGGUUUGGUGUAUAGAUGCGUUCAGUUUUUGGUAUUUUAGAACCCCAUUCUUUUAGUGUUGAAGUUAAAUUGAUUAUAGGUGAUAGUGGCAUUCUAUUGUAUUGACUCAAUCUAUGUGGAUUCUUGAUCGUUGACGCCUAUGCUUCA
This is a messenger RNA of Zea mays, 1350 nucleotides long. RefSeq names its product RNA-binding region RNP-1. The transcript is spliced from 8 exons. Gene Ontology annotation, molecular function: RNA binding. The coding region runs from base 211 to 1041 and encodes 276 amino acids. Lineage: Eukaryota; Viridiplantae; Streptophyta; Magnoliopsida; Poales; Poaceae. The record is from RefSeq and is marked validated.